AUGGUCAUUUUACCUCGAGAUGAUGCACAAAAUGCCUCGGCACCUGGGACGAAGAUGGCUACGGCUCUCGCCUUAACUCUGGUGUUUUGUUUCAUCCUGGUCUACUUGAUUGCCAAAUCAAGAGGUCCCGUCGGCCCAAUAUUGGGGGUCAUUCGAGAGACAGGCACUCGGAGAAGCGCAGCAAGACUGAGGCACGAAGAACUCGACUCGUUCCCCAUCCUCGAGUUCAAGGCAGGGCGACGAACGACCUCGAAGGGUCAAGACGCGCCCGCAACAGCUGGACAGCCAACGAUGACAGCCUGCACCAAGAGCAAAAUCCAGUCUCGGGUUACAAUGAGACUGCCGGAAUCAAUGCAAGCUUUCUCCAAAAUGUACUUCACGACGAAACACCGUUUUGGGCCCUCUCUGCAAGUCUGCUCGAUCUGCACGGAAGACUUCGUAGACGGCGACGACAUCAGGCGACUGCCUUGCGACCAUAUCUUCCACCCACGAUGCAUCGACCCAUGGCUCAUCGCGUCGAUGUCACCGUCGAGUCUGCCGCUCUUCAUGUUUCCAAGCCGCAGGCUGUGUUAG
Molecule: messenger RNA, 573 nt
Organism: Diaporthe amygdali
Lineage: Eukaryota; Fungi; Ascomycota; Sordariomycetes; Diaporthales; Diaporthaceae
Exons: 2
Coding region: 1-573 (190 amino acids)
Biological process (GO): ubiquitin-dependent protein catabolic process
Cellular component (GO): cytoplasm
Molecular function (GO): ubiquitin protein ligase activity
Source: RefSeq, a predicted model, not a curated record